AAAAGAAAAAGGAGAGAGAGAGAGAGAGAGAGAUUGUAUGAGAAACUCAGAUCACAUGGAGGCAAGAAAAUACCAGGUAGCAUUCUCACGCAAGAGAGACGAUCCCCAAUUCGAAGGAAUGCGAAGAGAAAACCAAUCCAUGCCAUAUAGAGGAAGCACAUUGGACUCAGAACCAACCAUCCAAAAUUCAAGUUUUUCGCAUUCCUUAUCAGACAUAUGGGAAAGAGAAUCCAAAUGGAGUUUACCAAACACUUAUUAUGAUCAUGCAAUAAGGCUAGAGAAACAAGAGACGAAUUCUACGCCGGAAAGUGUUGUUGUUGAGGUGGAGGAAAAUUCACCAGCUGAUAACAAUAGUCAUCUGAAAGAGCUCAAAAGAACAUUUACCGAGGAAGGAAAAAAUGCGACUCAUUAUAAGAAUUACUCGCCUCGAUCCGCUGCAACAUUCUAUUGCGGUAGCUUCUCGCCUUCUGAUGCUUCUGUUUUGGAAAUGUGCAAUAGUAUCGAAAGGCUGAACAAAUAUUUGGAAGCUACGAAAGCUGAUGUUGAAGCUGGUGUUCCCGGAAAGUUUCUGCAAGCUGUUAUAGGGCAAGAACUUGCUGAUGUCGGAUCUAUAAUUUCUACAAUAACAUACGCCUUCUUCCUGCAUGAGUACAAAACAAAUAGUCAUCAUUGCACAGUGCCAAUCAUAAACAUUAGUAGGGCAGAGUUUAAUGCACACGCCGAGCUAAAAUGGUUGCUUCGUUCAUGUCGAGUUGAGGAAACUCACUUGGUUUUUAUCGAUGAGGUUGACCUUUCUUAUCAUGACUUAUUCGGAAAUCUAAAGCUAGUAUUGCUGAACUGCGACAAACUCCCAUUGAAGCAAGAGGGAUUGAAAGAUGCAUUGGCCGAAAUUGUCGACAGCAAACAGGAUUGCACAAGUUGUGCAGUAGUGGCUGAAAAGUUCUUGGAGACAAUUCCAGAAAUCCUAGCAGGGCAAGGAUUUUGUAGACUUCUGUUAUCAGGCAUUCUCUUGGACACAACAGACCUGCAAAGUGCUAAUUGCACCUCCAAAGAUAAAUACACGGCGACGCUACUGAUCAAAGGAGCCGGUCGAUUCGGAUUCAGUGGACUUUAUCAGAUAUUGAGGUACAAAAUGAAUGACAUAACAGAUCUUAAGGUGCAGGACAUACUCCGAAGGGAUUUCAAAAAGUGGACAAGAGUCUCAGGAAAACCGAUUAGCGCUGGUUCGAGAUUGACGGUGAUCCAUAUCGGUAUGAGUUCGAUCGGAGUUUCGAUUGAGCAACUUCUUUCUCAUGAAGAUUCAGCAGCCCGCGAAGUUACGCUAUUUCAAGAAUCGGAGAAAUUGCGGCUGCUGAUGGUUGUUUCAGGGCAUUAUGAUUAUAACAAAAACUUCAAGAGAGAGAUUUUGGUUUCUGCGAGCACCGCGGAACUUAUGGCGAGUUUCCUCCACUUCUUCAGUACUAAUGGGAAGAAUCUCCCACUCAAAGCUUUGGAUCAACUAGAUUUAAAAGAGGAGCAAAGAGCGUUCGAGAUCGAUAACAAGUUGACGUCGAGGAGAAGCAUAGAGCGAAUUUUGGAAGAGUUUGGAGGGGUGUUGAGGAAGCUGUAGCAGUUUUAAUGAGAUAUGCAGUUGCAAAAUGUCUAAAAGAUUGUUUCUUGAUCCAUAAAUAUUGUUCUAAAAUAACAUACGCGCGUAGAAUGAGAGUGAACGAUUCAUCGCAAUCGAAGAAACAA
This is a messenger RNA of Ananas comosus (pineapple), 1734 nucleotides long. Its product is annotated as protein prune homolog. Lineage: Eukaryota; Viridiplantae; Streptophyta; Magnoliopsida; Poales; Bromeliaceae. The transcript has 12 exons. Gene Ontology annotation, molecular function: exopolyphosphatase activity. The record is from RefSeq and is a predicted model, not a curated record. Gene Ontology annotation, cellular component: cytoplasm. Bases 38 to 1609 code for a protein of 523 amino acids.